GGCAGAAGCAUCACUCCAACAGGAACACUAAAAGUCGUUGUCUCUCCGAAAAGGUGUCGAACAGCGAAGGCAAAACUUGAGUCAUGUGUGGGAUCUUUGCCUACCUGAAUUACCGAGUGCCUCGCACCAGAAAGGAGAUAUUUGAGACGCUGGUGAAGGGACUGCUGAGACUGGAGUACAGAGGGUACGAUUCAGCAGGCAUCGCUGUGGAUGGUCCUAGGAAGACGGCCACCGAUAACAACAACAACAACACCAUCUGCUUAAUCAAGACGAAGGGGAAGGUCAAGAAUCUGGAUGAGGAGCUUUGCAAAAAAGACUCACUGGACCUGGAUGAGGAGCUGAACACACACUUUGGCAUCGCACACACUCGCUGGGCCACACACGGAGAGCCCAGCCCUGUCAACAGCCACCCGCAUCGCUCCGACAAGACAAACGAGUUUGUCGUCGUCCACAAUGGGAUCAUCACCAACUACAAAGAGCUGAAGGCGUACCUGAUCAACAAAGGAUAUGAGUUUGAGUCAGAGACGGACACAGAGGUAAUCCCGAAGUUGACCAAAUAUGUUUACGACAACCGAGAGAAUGACAGCAUCACCUUCUCCACCGUGGUCGAGAGGGUUAUUCAGCAGCUGGAGGGGGCCUUCGCUCUGGUGUUUAAAAGCCGUCAUUUCCCUUCAGAGGUUGUGUCCACCAGGAGAGGAAGUCCACUGCUCAUUGGUGUGCGAUGCGAGCAAGAGUUGAUGACUGACAACAUCCCCAUCCAGUACAACAGUGCUCACUUCAUUGAGGGGGUCCAGGAGAAGAACAGCCAUAAUCGACCCGACAGCUCCAGCGCCAUCAACUCUGUGGGGGAUGGCAGGCCUGUGGAGUAUUACUUUGCCUCUGAUGCCAGUGCCAUCAUUGAGCACACCAACAAGGUGCUGUACCUGGAGGAUAAUGAUGUGGCAGUGGUGACCGGCGGGAAACUCUCCAUCCACAGGGUGAACCGGGAGGCUGGUGAGGAUCCAGUGAGGGCAAUCCAGACCCUGCAGAUGGAGCUGCAACAGAUCAUGAAAGGUAACUUUGAUGCCUUCAUGCAGAAGGAGAUCUUUGAGCAGCCAGAGUCCGUCGUCAACACCAUGAGAGGACGGAUCUGUUUUGACACAAGCACAGUGAUUCUUGGUGGGCUGAAGGACCACCUGAAAGAAAUCAAGCGAUGCAGACGGCUAAUUGUGAUUGGCUGUGGCACUAGCUUCCACGCUGCAGUGGCUACCAGACAGGUCCUUGAGGAGCUGACGGAGCUGUCUGUCAUGGUGGAGCUGGCAAGCGACUUCCUGGACCGAAACACGCCCGUUUUUAGAGACGACGUUUGCUUCUUCAUCAGUCAGUCAGGAGAGACAGCAGACACCUUAAUGGCACUACGCUACUGCAAGGGUCAAGGAGCUCUGACAGUUGGUAUAACCAACACUGUGGGCAGCUCCAUCUGCAGAGAAACAGACUGCGGAGUCCACGUCAAUGCUGGGCCUGAGAUAGGAGUGGCUAGCACUAAGGCCUACACCAGUCAGUUUGUGGCCCUCACCAUGUUCGGCCUCAUGAUGAGCGAGGACAGGCUCUCCCUACAGCAGAGAAGACUGGAGAUCAUCGAAGGCUUCAGGGUGCUACCUGAGCUGAUAAAGAAGGUGUUGGCUCUGGAUAUGAAGAUCAAAGCCAUUGCUGAUGAACUUUAUGAACAGAAGUCUCUCCUGGUCAUGGGCCGAGGUUUCCACUACGCCACCUGCCUUGAGGGGGCGCUGAAAAUCAAGGAGAUCACUUACAUGCACUCUGAGGGCAUCCUGGCCGGGGAGCUGAAGCACGGCCCUCUGGCACUUAUAGACAAAGACAUGCCGGUCAUCAUGAUCAUCAUGAGAGACGCCUGCUACAGCAAGUGCCAGAAUGCUCUGCAACAAGUCAUUGCCAGAUCGGGGCGGCCAAUCAUCCUUUGUUGCCAGGACGACCCUGAGAUCAAUCAGAUGGCCUACCACACCAUCGAGCUGCCGCAUACUGUGGACUGUCUGCAGGGAAUCCUCAGUGUCAUCCCCCUGCAGCUCCUGUCCUUCCACUUGGCCGUGCUGCGAGGAUUUGACGUUGACUUUCCCAGAAACUUGGCCAAAUCUGUGACCGUGGAAUAAUAACUACGCACAGCACAACAGAGGAGGAGAAAGGAGGCUCAUAGAUUUACAGUCCGAUUGUGCAAUUUGUUCUCUCUCUCUCUCUGUGUGUGUGUGUGUGUGUGUGUGUGUGUGUGUGUGUGUGUGUGUGUGUGUGUGUGUGUGUGUGUGUGUGUGUGUGUGUGUGUGUGUGUGUGUGUGUGUGUGUGUGUGUGUGUGUGUGUGUGUGUGUGUGUGUGUGUGUGUUAUAUCGGGGUGAAGUCGGGCACUUUGUAUUUGUGUGUGCAGUGAAGAGGGUGUGAGUAAGAGAAACUGACAAAUAAAAGAGUGAGGUAUGCUGUAAAAUGACAAAAAAAAUAAAAAUUGAGAAAUGUGAAGUCUAAAUCUGACCAAUAAAUAUACUGCUGAGGACGUGCCAUUGAGGCUUUCUCGGAACAUUCUAUGAAAACAAUAUUCACACAUCCAAAGAAAUCAACCCGGUGUGCCUUUUUCUUAUCUCGAGAUGAGCCAAAAAAACACAUACUACAGACUUAGCAGAAAGGCAUUGAAAUGGUGUAUUGAAGUGUUUACAGUUGUGCAAUAUGUUGACCAAAUGUGCAUUAUGCAUGCACACAGUCAUGAGUGAGGUUGAUUUAUUCUCUUUCUGUCUUUUUGGUUUUCUUAUGUACCUCUCUUUGAAUACUGGGAAAUGUAGGAAUGAAACUCUUUUAUUCCAGCGAGUUCGCUAAAUUAUGAAAAUCUCUUUCUUUUUUUUUCUUUUUUUUUUUACAGUGCUGCACAUUUAUGCCAUCACUGUUCCUGGUGAGCCAUUAGCCCAUAACUCUAAUAUUUUUAGCAGUUACCGGAGGGAAAUUUCUCGAUCUGAAUUACGCACUAUUUCUUGAUCCUUUUGUUAUGUUUCUGCUCCAUUUGACUGUUAUUUCAUUUUAAUUUAAAUAUAUUGUAUUGCUAUUCCGUUUAACAGAAUUGCAGUUUCCAAAGACAGUUCAUUGUAGAACAUGACCCUUUUUUUCCUUACUUUCCUUUUACUUAUUGUUGUCAUGGUUUGUUUCCCUUACACAUACAGUACAUGAUAUUAAUCAUAAAUAGCACUCAUGCAGCAAAAAAUAAUGUACCAUGUCUUUCAAUAAAAAAAAUUUGUAUGGGUUUAUAAUAAUAAUAUUCUGUAUUUAUCUGAUUUUAUUUUAUAAGGGCUUAGAAGGGUUUGAUUAUCAUCUUUACUGUGAUUGUAUUUUAUACUUUGUGGUUUAUAGACAUAAGGCACUAUCAAUCAAUAAAUAGAU
Messenger RNA from Anoplopoma fimbria (sablefish), 3406 nucleotides. It is a transcript of the gene gfpt2, whose product is annotated as glutamine-fructose-6-phosphate transaminase 2. Lineage: Eukaryota; Metazoa; Chordata; Actinopteri; Perciformes; Anoplopomatidae. The transcript is spliced from 19 exons. The coding region runs from base 84 to 2144 and encodes 686 amino acids. Gene Ontology annotation, biological process: protein N-linked glycosylation; carbohydrate derivative biosynthetic process; fructose 6-phosphate metabolic process. Gene Ontology annotation, molecular function: L-glutamine:D-fructose-6-phosphate transaminase (isomerizing) activity; carbohydrate derivative binding. The record is from RefSeq and is a predicted model, not a curated record.